Molecule: messenger RNA, 1909 nt
Organism: Guyanagaster necrorhizus
Lineage: Eukaryota; Fungi; Basidiomycota; Agaricomycetes; Agaricales; Physalacriaceae
Product: TLD-domain-containing protein
Exons: 5
Coding region: 276-1787 (503 amino acids)
Biological process (GO): response to oxidative stress
Cellular component (GO): nucleus
Source: RefSeq, a predicted model, not a curated record
ACAGCAACCAUUACUACCAUCUUGACUUUUGACCACGACGACUCUACUACGAAAUAUCACGAACGGCCCUGACUAUAGGCGUGUCUGAACUAAGGUCUGCAAACUAACGAAACCUGGCUUCCAUUCUUGUCAUUUCGUGGGCAGGUGCAUCCAUUCCAAGGAUCCUGUCUUCUCUUUCAGGAAAAAGAUUUACGAGUAGGGUAAGAUCGACAGUGAAGCUACGCGACCGAAGAGUGUGUAUUGAUUGAACAGAUAAAAGGUUGCCUGGAACCGUGAUGGCAUCGUCAUUGGACUCGAUAUGCGGCGACAUAACGCACCCAGAGCGACGGUCUUCUCCAAUAAAGCACGCCGAAGAGUGCAUCGACCGAUUCGCCACGCUAUUCUCCCCGCCCACACCUCGCGCCUCUCCCACGAAUUCCCCGCCACUAAUACACCCCACGUUGGAGUCACCCCGCUCUCCGGACGGGGAAUUUGGCACCUUUGUGUCUGUCCCUCCGUCGCAGGACCCGCUAGCAGCUGAGCCGUUCUCGCCUGUGGAUGUAGAGCCCAGUACCAGUCGCAUAUUCUUCGAAGAGGCGGCGCGCGCGCAGGAGAGGAAUAGGCGCGAGGUGUUGGAUGGGCUAAUACAGGAUGAGCCUCUGUUUCGGGACAAGGAGCCGCCUGCGGAGGUGGAUCUGUAUCUGGAUCUGGACGACGACUUUUUCAGAGCCAAAACGUCGAGUGUGCUGCCGUCGCUGGUAUCUACUGCACUAUCAUCUCGACACCACUAUUCCCCGCCCUCGCGUGCAUCGACCCUCUCUGCUGCGACACCGGCCCCGCCAGUGGCGUCUACGUCAUCGGUCUCAACACCCGUCGCCCACUCUGAGACCCUCCCGUCCCGAUGGUUGGACACGUUUCUCCCGCCCCGUUCACCACCCUCACCAUCUGCGCGUGCCACUCUGGACUCUCUGUUUGAUCACCAUGUAGAGCCUCAGCGUCCACAUUCUGUGGUUCCCGUCGAAAUCUCGCAUGACACACCCUUCGCACCUCACGGUAGCGCGUCAGAGACGUCGUCUGUGGUGUAUAUACCUCCUAGUGGCGCGCCGGGGUUUCGUGGCGAGGAAUACGCUUGGGACAAGGGAUUCUCGAUGCAGCUGGAGAAGGAGCUGGAGAGUAAAAUAAAUAGUCACGACCGAGCUGCAUCCGUUCCUAUUGGCGGGCUCAUCGAGAAGAAGAUGGGAGAUGUAGAAUUGAAAGGGAGAAGGGAGGGUACAGUGUGCGUGUUGGAUAUAACACUAGCGACUAUGAUCCGCCCUCAACUCCCCGCCCUCUCUCGGCUCUCUCGUUCGUGGACCUUGCUCUAUUCCUUGGAUCAGCAUGGCAUAUCGCUCAACACGCUCUAUUCGCGUUCUGAGCAGUCCAAGCCGACUGGCGUGCUGAUCGUCGUCAAGGAUGAGGGAGAGACUAUAUUUGGGGCAUUUAUCGGGGACGGGAUACGCAAGAGCAGCGGUAAGGGAUACUACGGUACCGGAGAGUCAUUCCUAUGGCGCUACGUCAAUGGCAAGCUUUCAGUCUACAAGACUACAGGGAGGAACGACUACAUCGCCCUUUCUGAGCGGGAAUCUCUGAGCUUUGGAGGUGGGGAUGGGUCAUAUGGGCUGUAUAUUGAGAAGAGUUUGUUGGAGGGCUCGUCGGCGAAGUGUUUGACGUUUGGAAAUGAGGUGUUGUGUUCGCCGGGGAGGACGCGGGCUGGAGGGGCUGUGCCGUUUGAGUGUGUGGGUUUGGAAGUGUGGCGCGUGGGACCUUAGACCUUUGGGUGUUUGUUUCGUGAUGCGUAAGGCGAAUGCUAUCACGAUUCCUUGAUUGCCAAUGUGAUGUUCCUCACUUGACGUCUGCCUUCAGACCUAGGGCGGUCAUCGAAAGGGCGCUG